Molecule: messenger RNA, 2818 nt
Organism: Fukomys damarensis (Damara mole-rat)
Lineage: Eukaryota; Metazoa; Chordata; Mammalia; Rodentia; Bathyergidae
Product: disintegrin and metalloproteinase domain-containing protein 1a-like
Exons: 2
Coding region: 1-2571 (856 amino acids)
Biological process (GO): male gonad development; binding of sperm to zona pellucida; proteolysis
Cellular component (GO): sperm head plasma membrane; plasma membrane; external side of plasma membrane
Molecular function (GO): metalloendopeptidase activity
Source: RefSeq, a predicted model, not a curated record
AUGGUGUUACUGGGCAAGGUGAUCUGGAGAGAACACCUGAGUGACCAUCCAAUAUCAGGGCAGCUGCUAAUAGACAUAGACCUGCCAUCAACUGAUUUAUUCAGACCACAUCACUGGCAGCAUCACCGAGAGACCAUCACGAUCCUACUUUGUUUACGUAAAAAGCAAGUAGACUUGGAGGAAGUUAAGAUAAAGUUUGAGAUUUGGGAUGCCCAAAUGUGGAACCAGAGGCUAAGGUCAGUACCAAGACAUUCAUGUUUUGUGUUAGGGAUUUUCAUGCUGUUGGUAAUGUUUCUGCCCAGCAUGUACUGUUUAGGACGAGGACAUUACUCUUCCUAUGAAAUAGUGAUCCCCAAGAGUCUGACAGUCAAGGGAACUGAAGACCCAGCGGAAAAGACAUCUUACACGCUACUUAUGCAAGGCCGGAAGCAGCGGGUUCACCUGAAGGUGAGGAGAGACUAUUUUGUGCAUGACUUUCCAGUCUACAGUUACCACAACGGCAUCCUGGGACAAGAAAUUCCUUCCAUCUCACAUGACUGUCACUAUGAAGGCUACAUAGAAGGAGUGCCGGGUUCUUUUGUUUCUGUCAACACCUGUUCAGGUCUCAGGGGCAUCCUGAUUAAGGAGCAAACAUCCUACGUCAUCGAGCCCAUACUCUCUUCCAAACGGUUUGAACAUGCGUUAUACAGCGUGGCACAGCAAGCUCCAGUCUCCUGCAGCAUCUCUCCCAGAGACAGCCAAGCGGUAUCCACCAGCCAGCAGCAAGAGAGCAGGAAGCCUCACGAUCUACAGGCACUGUCCUACUUGUGGUCACGCACCAAGUACGUGGAGAUGUUUGUUGUGGUCAACAACCAGCGGUUCCAGAUGUGGGGCAGCGACGUCAACGAGACAGUGCAGAGAGUAGUGGACGUCGUUGCUCUGGCCAACGUCUUUACUCGAGGAAUAAACACAGAGGUGGUGCUGGCUGGGAUGGAGAUUUGGACCGAGGGGGACCUGACAGAGGUCCCAGGGGACCUGCAAGUUACACUCAGGAAUUUCAAUAGCUGGAGACAAGGGGAGCUCCUCCCUCGUGUGAGGCACGAUGUUGCCCACAUGAUCGUUGGGCAUCAUCCUGGAGGGACCUGGGGCCAGGCAUUUCUCAGUGGAGCCUGUACAAGUGGUUUUGCGGCGGCUGUCGAAGCUUUCCAUCAUGAAGAUGCCCUCCUGUUUGCAGCGCUCAUGGUCCACCAGCUGGGGCACAACCUGGGUAUUCAGCACGACCACUCCGCCUGCGUUUGUAAAGGUAGGCACUUUUGCCUCAUGCAUGAAACUGUCACUAAAGAAAGUGGCUUCAGCAACUGCAGCUCUGACUACUUGUACCGCUUCCUUCAUGAACACAAAGGGGCCUGCCUAUUUAACAAGCCACGGCACAAAAGCCGCGGGCGCAGGGACGCCAAUUGUGGAAAUGGUGAGGUGGAGGCCCCGGAGGAGUGUGACUGUGGUUCUGCUUGUGACGGUGACCCAUGCUGUGAACCAACGUGUAAACUGAAGGAGAAUGCACAGUGUAGUCGUGGACUCUGUUGUGAUAAGUGCAGUUUCAAAAAGGAGGGGGUGGUAUGUCGUUUUGCUCACCGUGAGUGUGACCUCUCAGAAUACUGCGAUGGGAAUUCUGCAGAAUGUCCUGAAGACAGUUACAAACAAGAUGGCACGUUGUGUGAUAGAAUUUACUAUUGCUUUGAGGGUCAGUGUAGGUACCCUGACUUGCAGUGUCUGAAUCUAUAUGGGUACCCUGCAAGGUCUGCCCCAGAGGCCUGUUACUUGUCAAUGAACAGCAAAGCACACCAGUUUGGAAACUGUGGCCAUCCCACUGAGAAUGCAGCAUAUAUUAAUUGUACCGGUGAUGAUAUAUUUUGUGGAAAACUUAUAUGUACAGAUGUUCAAGCCCUGCCACGGAGGAUGUCGCAUUAUACGCUGAUCCAGGUUGCCCAUGGAGAUGACUGGUGCUGGAGCAUGGACGCCUAUAACACUACCGAUGAUGAUGUGGAACACGGCAGUUACUGUGCCCCAAACAAAAUUUGCGAUGGUUACGUCUGCACUGAAUAUUCUGUGCUCCACCAUGACUGCGAUUCAGAGUUACUGUGUCAUGGGAAUGGAGUGUGCAACAAUUUAAGACACUGCCAUUGUAACGACGGAUUUGCACCCCCUGACUGUAGAUAUCCAGGAUAUGGGGGUAGUGUGGACAGUGGUCCUGUUGUUAAGGUACCUGAAAUACCUUUAAGUACAAAUAGCCCUCAUUUUACUAUGAAGACUAGAAAUUUGAACUUCAGAGUGAUAAUAAUCAUAGUCCCUCUAUUUCUUAUCCUUUUACUGUGUUCUCUACUUGUAAUUGCUUACCUCUGGUCUGAAGUAGAGGAGGUGGUGGCAUCAGAGAAGUCCGAGGAAUCGGAAUAUUCUUCAGAAAUCCCAUCAGAGGUGUCAGCUGAGGUCCCACCACCCGAGGCUGCCCCACCACCCGAGGCCGCCCCACCACCUGAGGCUGCCCCACCACCUGAGGCUGCCCCUCUGCCCAAAGCAGUACCACCACCCACAUAAGCUCUGCCUCCCAAAGCCCCAGAAAAGCCUGCACCAAAAAAGGAAGCAAGUAAAGGGCAUGAAAACGUAGAGUCAGAAUUUUAAUGGAGGAUAAAGCCAAAUACAAUAAAACACCUCAGAGAACCAAAUGUGAAGUAACUAUUUACAUCUGUAGUGGCUUUGACUGGACUGUAUCAUACUAACGUGAAGAAGAGAUUAUUCCGCUUUUAAUAUAUGUUGAAAUAUAUAACUAUAAGUUGGUUAUAUU